Messenger RNA from Solanum verrucosum, 1033 nucleotides. Its product is annotated as peptide methionine sulfoxide reductase A1-like. The coding region runs from base 24 to 797 and encodes 257 amino acids. Gene Ontology annotation, molecular function: peptide-methionine (S)-S-oxide reductase activity. Lineage: Eukaryota; Viridiplantae; Streptophyta; Magnoliopsida; Solanales; Solanaceae. The record is from RefSeq and is a predicted model, not a curated record. Gene Ontology annotation, biological process: cellular response to oxidative stress. Gene Ontology annotation, cellular component: cytoplasm. The transcript has 2 exons.
ACAAAAGUUCUUAUAGAUCAACAAUGCUCCUCAAGACUUGCCUCCCCUCCACCAUAACCACCACCACAACUUCUCCACUCAUUUCCUUCUCCAAACCCUCUCUUCUUCUUCCCUUCUCCCAUAAACUUUCUUCACCCUUUCCGCGCACUUCCAAAACCCCAUCUCUCUACUCUCCACCAAAGAUGAGUUGGCUCAACAAAUUGGGUUUUGGUGCUCGUACUGAUACGCCAAUGGACUCUUCUUCCUCUGCAAUUCCACAAGGACCUGACACCGACAUCCCUGCCCCAGGCCAACAGUUUGUCCAAUUUGGAGCGGGAUGCUUUUGGGGUGUCGAAUUGGCGUUUCAGAGAGUGCCUGGUGUUACCAAGACAGAGGUUGGAUAUUCACAAGGGUAUUUGGAUAAUCCUACUUAUGAAGAUAUAUGCUCUGGGAAUACCUUUCAUUCAGAGGUUGUUAGAGUUCAGUAUGAUCCUAAGGAGUGCAAUUUCGAUACCUUGCUUGAUGUAUUUUGGGAUCGGCAUGACCCCACCACCCUCAAUCGACAGGGUAAUGACGUUGGCACCCAAUACAGGUCUGGAAUUUACUUCUAUACACCUGAGCAAGAGAAGGCAGCACUAGAAGCGCGAGACAGACAACAAAAGAUAUUGAACAGGAAUAUUGUUACUGAGAUCUUGCCUGCUAAGAAAUUUUACAGAGCUGAGGAGUAUCAUCAACAGUACCUUGCAAAGGGGGGUCGCUUUGGUUUCAGGCAGUCUGUUGAGAAAGGAUGCAACGAUCCCAUCCGAUGCUAUGGUUAAGGCCGCUCUGUUUGCAGAAGAGAAAUACAUGUUUGUUCUUGUAAGCUAUGUUUUGUUUACUGGCUUGAAAUUGUGAUUUUAUACUAGUGUAUUUAUUUCAUCGACCUGUUAUAUAAUUUACAAAAAAAAAGCCAACUGUAUAUUAUUGCAGUUUCUGGUUAUUUCAUCUUUGUUAGUGUCAUUUCUCAUAUUAAACUUGCAUAAGAUAUAUUGUAGAUAUUUGGAUGAUUUCAAGA